This is a messenger RNA of Conger conger (European conger), 4102 nucleotides long. It is a transcript of the gene vps37ba, whose product is annotated as VPS37B subunit of ESCRT-I a. The record is from RefSeq and is a predicted model, not a curated record. Lineage: Eukaryota; Metazoa; Chordata; Actinopteri; Anguilliformes; Congridae. The transcript is spliced from 4 exons. Gene Ontology annotation, biological process: protein targeting to membrane; protein targeting to vacuole; ubiquitin-dependent protein catabolic process via the multivesicular body sorting pathway. Gene Ontology annotation, cellular component: ESCRT I complex. The coding region runs from base 85 to 900 and encodes 271 amino acids.
UUGGACUGCUGUUUAUUCUUGUGUUCGAGGCUCGAAAGGGAACCACACAAACGGGAUUAGUUUUAGCACUUCACCGCUGUAGACAUGUCCGGGUUCGGGAACAAAUUCAGUUCUUACUCUAUGACAGAGCUAAACGAAUUGCUGGAAAACGAUGAAAAGCUUAAUACAAUUGUUCAAGAAAUGGAGGAGGUCCUGGAGGUGCAGCGGUCCAAGGAGAUGACCCUGAGUGGUAACCGCACCCUGGCUGAGGAGAACCUGGGGCUGCAGCCCCAGCUGGACUGCCAGAAGAACGAGCUCACCAAGCGCUACCGCAGCCUACAGGAGCUGUUCGAGGCCUACCAGGUCCGCAAGUCCACGCUCGAUCAGAGCUCAGGAAGCGGCUCCCUGGACACCCUGCUGGCCCUGCUGCAGGCGGAAGGAGCCAAAAUCGAGGAGGAGACGGAGAACAUGGCCGACUGCUUCCUGGAGGGGGACAUGACGCUGGACGCCUUCAUCGACGGGUACCAGAGCAAGAGGAAGCUGGCCCACCUGCGGCGGGUGAAGAUCGACAAGCUGCAGGAGAUGGUGAUGUCGGGACAGCGGCUCCCGCAUGCCUCCCCCGCCCAGUCCUCCCGCGUCCCAGAAGCCCCCGCUGCGUCCCCCGCCUUCCUCGCGGACACCAACAGCUCCCCCGUGCCCCAGCCCCGGAGAGCCCCCCCUCCCCCGCCCACCCCCCCCUCCGCCACGCCCCAGGCCCCUGCGCUCCCCUACCCCCUCGCCCCCUACCCCCCCAUCCCGCCCCGAGCCGGCCACAGCCCUGGCUACCCCAGCCCCUCCGUGCCCUACAUGCCCCAGUACCCCCCAGCCCUGCCCCAGAGACCCCCCCCUCGCAUGGCCCCCCAGCCUGGCUUCAUCAUGUAGUGGGGGGCCGCGGGGUCAGGUCGGGUCUGGGGGGCGUAGGGCGGCCUCUCUGUCUGCACCACACACAGCAAGCCGCACACAGAAAACACAGGGAACGCGUUGUCUUAAUCAGUCCAAAAUAUAUCUGUCCUCCGGCACCUACAGCCGAACUGUGAAUUCUACAGCUGUCGCCAGCUCCCGUCUCCUUUCAGUCAAAUCAGGAUCUUAAGGUCUUGCCUUUGUCCACGUUUCUUUCUAAAAGGAAAGCCCCGCUAUAGCCCGGCUGGAUUGAGCGCCGUUUUACGUGCUGUGACGGCAGGGCGUGUGUUGAUUCCCGUUUUCUCGGUCAUGCUCUGUCGAUAAAGGAGCAAUAAAUCGUUUGUUAUCUGCAACUUUCCGAUAUUUUGACAGAAUAGAGGGCCUCGCGCAAGGCUAGGAGACGUGCGUAACUAAUCCGAAAGUGACCAGGCUGAAACAUAUGCAAACAGACAACCGAGACCUUACUGUGCCGUUUUAUAGACCUACGGAAACAAAUAGCUUGUUUUUAAUGCCAUCUUAUUUCAGAGAAUUGAGCAUUUUUGAUUACCAGGUUUAUUUUACAAACCUGCAGCCAAAGAUGUUUUCAUUUUAUUGAAUUGUUUUCCUGUUGGAGUGCUCAAAAAUGUCUAGUCUUUUAUUUUAUUUUUAUUUUAUUUUUUAACAAAUAGGUAGGAGUAGGAAUACUUCCAACGAAAUGAAAACUGGACUACAUGCUUUUCGUUAUUAGUCGGAGUGAUUGACCAGGAAUUAUCAGGAAAAGUAACUCCUACUGCGUUGGUAUUGUUCAAAUUCCCAUUCCGCCAAACCUCUUCAGACCCGUCUGUACAGAUGGUGAGUUGCAUAUCUGCAGGCUGAGGGAGAUGGGUAUGUGGGCUUCCUCCACGCCUCCCUCCUUGGCUGGCUUUAGAGGGCAGGGCUGCUGGAGGUGAAGGAAAAGCCUGUUUUUGUGGUUUGGUGGGCAGGCCCCAGCAGCAGGGCACUGAGGCCUGCUGUGUCUCUCAGCAGCAGGUCGGGGCCGUUGGCCGUCGGAGCCAAGUGAGGCUGCAGUCGUGCCAAACGCUUCCCCCACAGGAAGUGGCAAUACACGGCACUGAGCAUGCUGCUUCUCCUCAGUGUGUGUGUGUGUGUGUGUGUGUGUGUGUGUGUGUGUGUGUGUGUGUGUGUGUGUGUGUGUGUGUGCGUGCGUGCGUGUGCAUGUGCGUGCGUGCGUGCGUGUGUGUGUGUGUGCGUGUAUGUGCAUGUGCGUGUGUGUGCGUGCGUGUGUGUGUGAGCCACUGCUCCUCCUCGGUACUGGUGUGUGUGUGUGUGUGUGUGUGUGUGUGUGUGUGUGUGUGUGUGUUUUAGCGCGUGCAUGUGUGUGCGCCUUGUGGGUGCGUUUGAGCACCUUGUGUGUGUGAGAGUGUUGUGUGAGCGUUGUGUGAGCGUGUUGUGCGUGUGAGCGUUUGUGUGUGCGUGUGAGCGAGUGUGUGUUGUGGGUGCGAGCGUUGUGUGACACCGUUGUGUGAGACCGUUGUGUGUGCGUGAGCGCUUGUGUGUGUGUGUGUGUGUGUGUGUGUGUGAGUGCAAGUGUGUCCACCACAGACACACUGAAGCCUUCAUGCUAUAGUCGGCCCCACCAGCCAGCUAUACGCACUAAUGACCCGGUCUGUGUCUGGUCACGUUGCGUGACCAUUUCUAGUCUAGUAAAAACUAAUAUGCAUAUAAAAUGUGAGCGUUUGUAUAUACGUGUACGAUUGAGGGAGUCGACCUCAAUUAAAUCCUGUUGAAGCUGCUCAGGAGAGAGCUGUCAUUUUAGUCUGCAGAGUAGCGUACAUCCUCUCCGUGUUCCUGUCACCGUUUUCCACUCCUUCCCAUCAUUUUGCACCUUCUCCUCCUCAGCUCUUGUCCCCUAUAACAGCGCUGAUGAUCAUGAUGAUCGUGAUUAUUAUUAAUAUUAUUAUUAUUAUUAUAUUGCAGCUACUAUGAACACCUGUGAGGUGACGCAUUGUCUGUCCUGUGCAGCUCAGUCUCCUGUGCCAAGGAGCAUGAGCGUAUUGCACUGGGUUUCCGGAACAGAACGCUUCGGGUCAGACUGGGUCAGACUGGACACCAACAUGAUUUUUUAUUUUUGGUUUCAUUUUGAUAUUCCUUCCCUUUUCGCCCCUCGUAUGAUUUCAGUUGGGGGUGGCGUCAUGGGUUUAAUUCUGCUUUUUCCAGGGUUUGCCAUUAAUUGUCCUGUGUGUCCUGCUUUAUUUGGUCAAACCAAGCCCCCCCUUCCCUCUGUGCUGCAGUGGGACAACUCCCAUUUAAUCGCCCUGAACCCAGCAGGUCAAAUACCCAUCUGCCAUUUUCUAAACAUGGGAAUUAAAUUCAAACUACAGUGCACUGCGUGUCUGUGGCGUAUUUGGGUGCUCGUAUGUCAGUCUGCCAUAUUAUCCAGCUCUUCAGAUUGAGUACUAUGGCCACACUGGGCGGAUGGCUUAGUUACACUCAGCAUAUACACUCCUUUUCUCAGUUAUCUAUUAAAUCAAUUACAUUUUUACAUUUCUUUUGUGUGCGCGUGUGUCUUGCACCCCUCAUCACAGUUCAGAUCACACUGGUAGGGCUUGGUGAGAAGGCAUGCUGGGAAACGGAGGCUUCAUGAACCGCAGGAAAAAAAAGAAACUACAGUGCGAUUGUUCGAGUUUGAUGAGGCCUUUAUACUGUGUGGUCACUCCACCCAUUUUGAACUUUGUGAAGUUCACCUCACCCCAUCCUUAGUGAGAGGACAGACAGAACUAUCCAGCACUGUGCAUGCAACAGAGCCAUCUGUCUGUAUUUGACUUCACAAAAAGUACUUUUCACUGAUUGCCAAACUACUUGAUAAAGAGUAGUGUCUCUCCCCCCCCCCAUACAUGUGCUGUUUUUAUCGAUUUCCGUCUUUACAUUCGUGAGAGAGAUUUGAGAGAUUAGUCUGCAGGCAUGUCUGCUGUAAGCAGUUAGGAUUCAGCUCGAUGUGCCGCAAGGGCGCAAUGCAAACCCCUCAGAUAUAGAUAGGUGUUUUCAUAAUGUAAAAUAGUAUCUUGUACACACUCCUAAUGUAAAAUAUGUUGAUUGUUAUUGUAAUACCGUGUUGUCUGACUAAUGGAAGAUUGUAGUGGCGGACUGCAGAAAGUUACCUCUGUCUAUUUUUAAGGCUAAUAAAAAUGUUUUUAUAUCUGUGCAA